AUGCCUCGAGCGCCGCAAGUGCUUGAGCAAUCCGAGAGUGAGCGGAUAGCCCUUCUCGAGAAAAUUGCAAAACACUAUCUUGGCCAUGAGACAUUGGACACUAAGAGCAUACGCAAUGCGGUCGAUCAGAUGGAACACGACUCCUCUAUCACCAAUCAAACCCCACCCAACGCCACAGAUGUACCUCCAAGGAGCAAUGGACCUUUGACUCACGGACGACCCUCAGAUGCCCAUCGUGCAGUCGGUGAGCUAUCGCAUGCGGGCUUCUCGAAUCGGCUGCACCAGCAGGUAAAGGAACGUCUGCCCAGCUGUGAGCUCGUCGGUCCUCAUGACCUUGAAAACGAAGAUCUCGGCCACCGGCGCCUGAAAGCACCCUUUCUCACUUUCGACCGCACUGACUUACCCCCAAAACCCAUUGCGGCCUUCCUCAGCAAAGUCUACUUCGACUUUGCACAGACUGUGUCUGGAUUUGCUCAGCCUACAUGGACAGCAGCCAGGAUCGAUGAACUUUACGACGCGGAUUGUUUGCUGAACGUGGACGACUCCGGAUGGAUAUGUACUGUGCUUACGAUACUUGCAAUCGGCACCCAUUUCUCUCAUCUGAAAGCUGGGUCCAGUACUGUUCACUCUCCUCUGGACGACGUGAACGGCGGAAGCGAGGCUGGAGUCGGCAUUGAGCUUUACAGGACUGCAACGAAGCUUCUACCAGACGUUAUCCAUCUGGCGAACCGUGACUCUGCUCGAGCUAUACUCAUGUUGGCCCACUUUGCGUUGACCGUGCAGGACCUGGAAGCUGCUCGCACGUAUUUCGUGCUCUGUUCAGUCGUGUCAGAGCGAGAUGAUGUCGGCAGCGAGAACGGAAAGAUUACAGCUGAACCUUCUCUUGGGGAUUUCGCGCGCAGUUGGGAAAGGCGAUUGAGCAUCCUACACGGCUGGCCUACGAGUCUCCCUCCUAUCAAUGCCAAUGGCUCUAAAUUGGAGCACAAUCCGUUGUCGGGGAAUAAAAAUCCGUUGGAGCAAGAGCAUUACAGUUUGACGGACUUGACCGGAUGGCUCGACAGGAUUUCAAGUCGUCUCUGCACCCUCGGAUCUUCCCACCGGUCACUAAGAAGCAGGCACAUUGAGCUGUUGCUUCAGGCUCGAAAGGAGUACAAGCAAUGGUGGCUUGAAUUCCCAUCAAGUAUCACGCCAAUACUCCAGCUGAGUCGACCAUUGUUACAUUUGCACAUACACUACUAUCUCAACCUAGUGUUUCUAGGACGGCCAUUCAUAUUCGCUGCAACCGACAAUUUUGCCAAGUCCUCAAACGCUACUAAUGGAGUAUUGUCAUUGCCUUUCGUCGAGGACGCCGAGUACGCCGCGUACGGAAUUAUUGACAUCUGUUCCAUGCUGGAUCGAUGCUAUGGAUUGUCAAGUGCCAGCUACGUCGAGCACGUCUCUUGCCGGGUAGCGGUCGACAUUAUGCUAGCACAGAGUCUGACAGCAGACAGAUGCUCGCUUUUCCAUGAGAAGCUCGAAACGGGGUUGGCUUUAUUGAGACAGAUGAGCCCGCCACGGUCGAAUGGGUACGCACAGCUAUCAACGGAACGUCUAAACGUUGCAAUACGACAAAUGCACUCAGAUGGCUCGUGCCAACGCAACAGCAAUACAGGUAGACCUGAUGGUUCUGCAGCGAUAGAGGAUCAAUAUGAGAAUUUCAAGAACUGGGCCAGCUUCCUGAAGGGCACCAGCAGCCGCCAUUCCGCGGCUCUCCAGGAUCCGAUGUUUGACAGCGCAGGCGCACCUCCAGAUCUUGCUGACUUUGACUGGAACCUUUUCGGAGAUGCCUCGUUUGAUCUGGUGACUGGAGGCCAAGAACACAUGCAUCAACAAUUCCUGACUGGGACAGAUAUAGGUUGA
Molecule: messenger RNA, 1899 nt
Organism: Saxophila tyrrhenica
Lineage: Eukaryota; Fungi; Ascomycota; Dothideomycetes; Mycosphaerellales; Extremaceae
Exons: 2
Coding region: 1-1899 (632 amino acids)
Biological process (GO): positive regulation of transcription by RNA polymerase II
Cellular component (GO): nucleus
Molecular function (GO): sequence-specific DNA binding
Source: RefSeq, a predicted model, not a curated record